AUGGAUGUUGGACAAUUGCCUGAUUUCAAGGUCCUUUCUGAGGAAUACAACUACAAUGAAAAGACAACACAAGAAUCAAUCAGCCUCAAGACAUCAUCCUCAUGGACCUACUGCGGACCACUCCUAAGCCUUGAUCCCAAUCAUCUCCCAUCAUCCUUCAAACCCUGGGCCGAUGCAACCAUCAACGGAUCCAUCCUCCACCCUCUCCUUUCUUUCCUAGAAUUCGUCCACAGCUUCCUAUCAACAAACAAUCUAUCCCACUACUGGAUCACCAUCCGAGCCGAUACAGGUUCCCACAAUUUCGACAUCCCAAGAUGGCACACAGACGAUCUUUUCUUCUCACCCACCCCAACACACCGUCACCGUCGCCGCUCCUCAGCCCUCUUCCCCCGCAUAAGAGCAAUAGCCCCAAGAAACAAAAGCGAAGACCUCACCCACUUACUAGAGGACUUCCCCUCAGCCCAAAUAACAACCAAGACCCCCAACCCCACAAACUGGAAACUCACCACAACCCUCCUCGGCCCCGGAACACUAUUCAUAAACGAAGGAACAACGCCUCUCGCCCGCGAAAUUCAACGCAGAAUCAAGCAUUCCGUUGGCGCAGAGAACCCGCACAUCUGCGCUUCUGUGCGCUGCCUCGGCUGUGCCACGGCGGCGGAAUCCGUUCGGUCCCGGCUUGCUGUUGAAUUGGGCGAUCAUGAGGUCGUACAGGUGCAAUCGGGGGAUUAUGUGUUUUUUAGAGUUGGGAGGGACACGGGUGCAGUGCAUUCGGAGCCGAUGAGCAACGGGGAUCGGAUCUUUGUUAAUGUUGUUCCUGGGGAUGAGGGGGAUUUGAAGAGUCUGCUUGCGAGGUGGGGGAUGGAGUAUCCAAGGGCUUGGUGUGUUGGCUUACCGUUUCAAAUGGCUGGGGUGCAUUGGAGUGUUGGGGGGAUUUGA
This is a messenger RNA of Penicillium odoratum, 936 nucleotides long. RefSeq lists its product as uncharacterized. Bases 1 to 936 code for a protein of 311 amino acids. Lineage: Eukaryota; Fungi; Ascomycota; Eurotiomycetes; Eurotiales; Aspergillaceae. The transcript has a single exon. The record is from RefSeq and is a predicted model, not a curated record.